Leptosomus discolor (cuckoo roller) is the source of this 643-nucleotide messenger RNA. Lineage: Eukaryota; Metazoa; Chordata; Aves; Leptosomiformes; Leptosomidae. The record is from RefSeq and is a predicted model, not a curated record.
CUUUUCUGCGGAAAGUCUACAGCAUUCUUUCCAUUCAAGUUCUUUUGACCACAGUCACAUCUGCAAUUUUCCUGUACUCUACUGGAGUGCAGGCAUUUGUUCAUGAGAGGCCUGCCUUGCUUUUGAUCUCUGUGUUUGGAUCUUUGGCUAUAAUCGUGGCACUGACCCUCUACAGACACCAGCAUCCUGUUAAUUUGUACCUGCUUUUUGGGUUUACCCUACUGGAAGCACUGACAGUUGCCAUUACAGUGAGUUUCUAUGACGUGUCCAUCGUCUUGCAAGCCUUUAUUCUUACUACUGCUGUAUUUCUUGGACUGACCGCAUAUACCUUGCAGUCAAAGAGGGACUUCAGCAAAUUUGGAGCAGGCCUCUUCGCUUGUUUGUGGAUUUUAAUCUUCUCAGGUUUCUUGAGGCUGUUUUUCUAUAGUGAGACAAUAGAGUUGGUGUUUGCUGCCACUGGAGCUCUUCUCUUCUGUGGAUUUAUUAUUUAUGACACUCAUUUGCUGAUGCACAAACUGUCCCCUGAAGAGUACAUACUGGCUGCAAUCAAUCUCUACUUGGAUGUCAUCAAUCUGUUCUUACACCUACUGCGUUUACUGGAGGCAUUCAAUAAAAAGUAGUCAAAAGCGGUGUAGUUUGAGUA